GACCAACCUCUCCGAGAAGUGCUUCUCGCGCGAGGGCAAGCUCUACUGCAAAAAUGACUUCUUCAGGCGCUUUGGCACUAAGUGUGCGGGCUGCGCGCAAGGCAUCUCGCCCAGCGACCUGGUGCGCAAGGCCCGCAGCAAAGUCUUCCACCUCAACUGCUUCACCUGCAUGGUGUGCAACAAGCAGCUGUCCACGGGCGAGGAGCUCUACGUCAUCGACGAGAACAAGUUCGUGUGCAAGGACGACUACCUGAGCUCGUCCAGCCUCAAGGAGGGCAGCCUCAACUCAGUGUCAUCCUGUACGGACCGCAGUUUGUCCCCGGACCUCCAGGACCCGCUCCAGGACGACCCCAAGGAGACGGACAACUCGACGUCGUCGGACAAGGAGACGGCCAACAACGAGAACGAGGAGCAGAACUCGGGCACGAAGCGGCGCGGCCCGCGCACCACCAUCAAAGCCAAGCAGCUGGAGACGCUCAAGGCCGCCUUCGCCGCCACGCCCAAGCCCACGCGCCACAUCCGGGAGCAGCUGGCGCAGGAGACCGGCCUCAACAUGCGAGUCAUCCAGGUGUGGUUCCAGAACCGGCGGUCCAAAGAACGCAGGAUGAAACAGCUAAGCGCACUGGGCGCCCGGAGACACGCCUUCUUUCGGAGUCCGAGGCGCAUGCGUCCCCUGGGGGGCCGCUUGGACGAGUCUGAAAUGUUGGGGUCCACACCAUACACCUACUAUGGAGGUAAGAGGCUGAGCUCAGGGCCGAUACCCCAGCUCUUGGCUGCACCAGGGACUCCCCGCCCUCACCCCCCCCCCUUCUAUCGCGCAGGACAAUAA
This is a messenger RNA of Myotis davidii, 829 nucleotides long. RefSeq names its product LIM homeobox 5 (gene LHX5). Bases 170 to 829 code for a protein of 219 amino acids. The transcript has 4 exons. The record is from RefSeq and is a predicted model, not a curated record. Gene Ontology annotation, molecular function: RNA polymerase II transcription regulatory region sequence-specific DNA binding; DNA-binding transcription factor activity, RNA polymerase II-specific. Gene Ontology annotation, cellular component: nucleus. Lineage: Eukaryota; Metazoa; Chordata; Mammalia; Chiroptera; Vespertilionidae. Gene Ontology annotation, biological process: regulation of transcription by RNA polymerase II; neuron differentiation.